Molecule: messenger RNA, 1512 nt
Organism: Soboliphyme baturini
Lineage: Eukaryota; Metazoa; Nematoda; Enoplea; Dioctophymatida; Soboliphymatidae
Source: the annotation of a GenBank genome assembly
AUGCCGAUCUAUCGUUCUCGUCUUUAUACCCCAGAACAGGUCGGUUUUAUCGAAGAUGGAACUAGCAACGUUGGCGAUGUUUCAGAAGAAAAUGGAUUAACGAAUCCAUCGACGGAUAGGUUGACGUUGGACGUGAAGUGUAGCGAUCCAGUUUGGGCAUGUCGAAGCACCGGUCAGGCGGUGCUAACAUUCGCUGAUGCUUUGAAAUGUGAACGAAAAUGCCGACAAGAGGUGAUAUCUGCAUUUCCUAAGGCCUUCGAAAAACCGAUUCUCGAAUUGAUCCAUCACAGUAUUAACUAUGAAGGUAUCAUAAAGCACAUCUAUCGUCCCAAUGUCCACGUCGAAAACAUAUUGACCGAGAAGUCUCAAACGGUAACGUCGAACUAUUCAGAAAAGGUGCACAGCUCCCUGAAAACCGACCGUAUGUUUUGUGAUAUUGAGUUGAACGGCGAUAAAGUUUCCGUCAUUUCGACGAUUCCACUGUCUGGCAUCAAACGUGUGAACCCUUUGCCCGUAAAGAAACUAAUGCGUCUAUUCAUCAGAACGUUUGCUUACAAAGAAAACUACUGUUCGCAAUACUCUCCCUGGAUAGUGGAACCAGAAAUGGUGCGUAAGUACCAGAUCAAGGACAAAGUCGCUGAAGUGUUUGUUCGUAACGGAAAGAAAAAACCAAUCGUUACCAAGUCGUCACCGAUGAAAAAGAAAAAACGACCAAGUAACUUCGGAUCGCAGUCAAUACAACAUUUCUUUGGUUCCACCUCGAACGACAUGUCGAAAGACAAGAAAUCGGAUAUGGCUGAGCACAGAAAAGCUAUUUCAAAAGCUGCUGCCUCUAAAGUGCUGAAAAAUAGUGUAGCGCGAUCGAACCGACCAAAGUGGACCAUAGAUCUAACAGCCAAGACCGAAGUUAAUGGUGCAGCUGUCAGCGACAACUUAAAGCUGUCUGAGGUCCGUCGACAAAUGCUCAGAGAAAAGCCACCCGUAAUGGAUCUAACGGAAAAUGAAGACCGAGAGGCUCAGUUUAGACUGAAGUUUGAAAAGAUUUUCAGAAGCGUCGUGUAUCGUCCAAAGAAAGCAGCAGAAAAAGUUCAAAAUUCUCAACCAGCUUCAUCUUCUGAUGUUCGAGCCAUGUUCGCGCUUACCGCUGAGCAAAAGCAGAAAAUAAUGCAGGAUACUACUGCAUGCCUGCAACAGCUUUAUUUGCGAAUGCUGGCUAACCCGAGUGCUCGCAAAAGAUACUUGCAGAAAGUUCGCGCGGUCGCGGGAACCGUUUUCACCAUGAAAGACCUGGAUCAAAUCAGCAACGAGCAGAUAAAAAAGGAUAUAGAGAAGCGAUUGCAGAUCCAUGCGGAAAUGCGUAAAGUGAGAUCGAUGACUGCGUCGCAAAAAGAAGAAUACUUCAAACAGCGCAAGGCCCAGCGCCAUCGCGAACUGCUGCUGGAGCGAGAGCGGGAACAGAAGCAGCGCGUAUACACCAAUUUUUUGUCCGGUAUCGGUUUUCAGGACCAGUGA